UAGAGCCACUAUGAAGUGGGAGCUCCAACUUUAAAACCUGAGGGAAUUCGAUUAACCUUGACAUCUGAGAUUGCGUUUUAACGGAUGAGGAGGCAGUGUUUCAAAACGAGCAACAUAACCGUUGGUGGCCAACAAUUGAACAGAAAAUUCACUGAUGAACCACGCAUGUGGUCCGAACAUUAUCCGAACUGUACCCUACCGAACGCACCAACAGGAAAAGUUUUACGCCGAGGGUAACAGACUAGGCUUACUGUAUAUGCUUAUAGCACAUGACAGCUUUGCCUUUCUUCUUCAGAAAUGUGGUAUUGUGAGAUGAGCGGCUCUGCCACCAUCUUCCCGUUGAGCCCAUUGUCUUCUCAAUCAAAGGUGUUGUAGACCAGCGCCAUGGGAGUACACGGACUUUGGAAGUUGCUGGAGAGCACCGGGAAGCCCAUCAACCCCGAGACGCUGGAGGGGAAAAUAUUGGCUGUUGACAUCAGCAUCUGGCUGAACCAGGCGCUAAAGGGCGUCAGGGAUCGUGAUGGCAACACAGUACAGAAUGCACAUCUCCUCACUCUGUUCCAUCGUCUCUGCAAACUUCUCUUUUUUCGCGUUAGACCUGUCUUUGUGUUCGACGGAGAUGCACCUCUGCUCAAGAAGCAGACUCUGGCCAUCAGAAGACAACGGAAAGAGGAGAUGAGCAAGGAGUCUAAACAAACACAUGAGAAAAUGCUGAGGACGCUUCUUAAGAGACACGCCAUUAAAGCCGCACUGGGAGAAACCAGUCAGGAACCCAUGCCCAGCAUCUCUACUCUGAGGAGAGAUGAAGCUGAUGACAUGUACGUCCUUCCAGCGUUACCGGCACCAGUUGAGAUGGAGAACAGCCUUGAUGAAGAAGAGGCACUAGACUGGGAGGAGUCUACACAGGCCCUUAACAGCUGGCAAGAGAACAUUUAUGAAGACCCUAGUUCAGUGGACAUAAACUCUGAGCAGUUCUCGCAGUUACCCCCGGAGAUGAAACAUGAAAUUCUCAAAGACAUGAAGGAGUUUGCCAAGAGACGCCGGACCAUGUACCAGAAACCACCAGAGAAAGCAGGUGACUUCUCCCAGUACCAGCUGGCUGGGCUGCUGCAGCGACGGCGUCUGAACCAGCGCCUGGAGGGUGUGGAGCAGGAAAUGAAUCAGCAGGCCUCCGCAGGCCUCGAGCUCCCCCAAGACUCUCAGCAAAGCGUGGAGACGCGGCGCCUUGCUUCAGAAGACUCCUCACACUAUAUCCUCAUCAAGGGGUCUGAGAGGAGCACCAAGCCUGCUGAGAGCCAGCCAGCAGUCUCCUCCUCAGUCCCUCUGGGCCACUAUGGGAAGCACAAGGGCAGGCGACCCGACAUUCUCUGGACGCCCAUAUCAGAGGAGAGCCCUGAAGAGGACCAUCCCUCCUCUCCAAAACCUUCCGUGUCUGACUGUCCCUCCUCUCUGAAACCCCCCAUGCCUGACCGGGCCUCCACAUCAGACUUUCAACCCCCUUCGCCGCGGACCCUCAAGGCCAUAGAGGCUGCUAUGAUGGGCAGCAGUUCGGAGGAGGAGGGCGAUGCGGAGCGAAGAGACUUCCCAGGAGGUGCCUGGGGUGACAUGUCUCCUCGUACACUGUUGGCUGUGCAGAACGCCAUGCUAGAGCCAGAUCGCAAAGGGCUCUCGAUGGACUUCCCACAAUGCACCUCCAAGCAACCUCAGUGUUUAAACACGGAGCCUUCCCUUGAAUGGAGCAGUCUCUGCACAGAAAAGCGUCAUGGCAGUCUUUUACCACACGGUGGCGCUGUAGUCAUCAGCAGUUCAGAAGAGGAGAAGGAGGAUGCUGGAGCCGAUGACUCUCACAUCUUAAAUGGGAACAAGAAUUUGCACACUCAGGAGCAGCUCAACAAGAACAUGCAGAGUCAGGAGCAGGGUGAGGGUCUGUCUCUGAAAACACUGUGUACAGCCCAGAGAAGUUCACCUGUGGCAGAGGACCACGAUGACAGGGUGGGUGAGGAUAAGGGUGUGCUUGCUAAGGCUGCCCAGCAGGGGGAAGUGGUGAGCACAAAUGCAUCAGUCAUCAGAAUCCCUUCAGAUGCAGGAGAUACAAGCACCACGUCAUCAGAAAGCGAAUCUAGUGAACUAGAAUCAACUACUCUGUCAAAAUCACUGCAGCCCUGCACUGCAUCUGAAAGACAUAAAGUGAUCUCCACAGUACAAACCACCCCUGAGGAAAAUCCUGGGAAGCAGAGCUUUCUUUCUAAUGUCCCCCAAGGGAAUGGACAAGGAAUCAAAUUUGAGGAGAAGGAGAAAAGACCUUCCGAAGAUGACUAUAAGAGUGAGACUAGCGAUGAAGGUAGCACAGAACAGAACUUUAUUGAAGUGUCCGAGGGAGAGGAGGAGAGUGAGGAGCUUGACCCUGAUGAGUCUGAACUCAAGCAAGACGUUUCCCUGUCUGUUGUGGCUCAACCUGAGGACCUGAUCCAUAAGGAGGAAGCCAACAAGAUGGAGGAAGCGAUGAUUAACGAGCCUGAAGAAGGCCCGUCACAAGAGAGCGGAGAGGAUGAAGAUGAGAAAGGACUGAGCUCGACACCUGCAGCUAACGAGUGGGACCACAUAGACCUGACGGAGCUGAGGCAGUUGGAGAGCUCCCUGGAGGAGGAGCAGCACAGCCUGAGAGGGCAGCAGCAGCAACAAGAGAGAAUAGCCGCCUCCGUUACUGGUCAGAUGUGUCAGGAGAGCCAGGAGCUCUUACGACUGUUUGGAAUUCCCUUCCUGGUUGCACCGAUGGAGGCUGAGGCCCAGUGUGCUGCGCUGGACCGCGCAGACCUCACCCACGGCACUAUCACAGACGACAGUGAUAUCUGGCUCUUUGGCGGCCGCCACGUCUACAAAAACUUCUUCAGCCAGAACAAGUAUGUGGAACACUACCAGUUUACGGACCUUAAGAACCAGCUAGGCUUAGACCGGACCAAGCUGAUACACCUGGCUUAUCUUCUGGGCAGUGACUAUACUGAAGGCAUUCCUGGGGUUGGUUAUGUCACAGGGAUGGAGAUCCUCAAUGAAUUUCCAGGCACUGCAAUGGAGCCACUCAUGCAGUUCAGCAAGUGGUGGGCAGAAGCUCAGCAGAAUAAGAAGCUGGUGUCCAACCCCAAAGACACCAAAGUGAAACGGAAGCUGAGAGGCCUGAAGCUUCAUCCAGGCUUCCCAAACCCAGCGGUCGCUCAGGCGUACCUGCAUCCAGCUGUAGACCCAUCGGAAGGAUCCUUCAGCUGGGGCCGCCCACACCUGGAUCUCCUCAAGGAAUUUUGUCAAAAUCGUUUCGGUUGGACCCGUAGAAAGACUGAGGAGACUCUGCAGCCUGUUCUGAAGCAGCUGAACUCGCAACAAACGCAGCUGCGCAUCGACUCCUUCUUCCGUCUGGAGCAGCAGGACAGGCAGACGAUCCAAAGCCAGCGCCUGCGCCGAGCCGUCACCUGCAUGAAGAGGAAGGAGCGUGGGGAAGCGCCCGACGAAGAUGAAGAUGAAGAUGAGCUGAAAGACACGAAAAAGGGGAGGACCGGGCGGUCAGAGCAGAUGCAGGAGCCGGUCAGCCGCCCUGUCGGGGCAUUUGAGGGAGGCUUUCUUGGGUCUCAGGAACCAGGGGCUGCUGCUUACAUGGGAGGUCCUGAGGAAGAGCCAGUGGUGGCGACGGAGUGUAAAAGGGAAAAGAAAGUGGAAACUCCCAAGUCCCCACCGAAACACUGUGCUCGGGAGGCAGUCCGGGUCAAGUCCGCACCGAAACACUGUGCUCGGGAGGCAGUCCGGGUCAAGUCCGCACCGAAACACUGUGCUCGGGAGGCAGUCCGGGUCAAGUCCCCACCGAAACACUGUGCUCGGGAGGCAGUCCGGGUAGACUGCUGCAACAGCAGCAGCUCGGACUCAGAUAGUGAGAGUGGUCAGGCCGUUGCCAUGGUCACCGCACAGUCUGUCUUCAACAGCAAACCACAAAAGAGAGGGAGAAGAGGGGGCCGUGGCAGAGGCAGGACCGCGCACUGAGAAUUAUAUUAAUAAACACCAACACAGUCACACACCACAUUUAGAUCAUCAUGACAUCUAUCUGUAAAAAAAAUAUCUCAGGGCUUUCUUAAGAUGUUACAACUGUCAUUGCUUUAAGUUGUCAGAUUUUGUUUCAUGGAGAUAGCAAUGCUGCCCCAUAAGUGUUUGUAUGUCAAAAUCCCCUCGUCUGUCAUCUUUUGCAUCUGUAAAUGCGGCCUUAUUUAGUAUAUAAGACUCGUUUACACCAUAUUGUCAGAAUGAUCACGUAUCUCCAGCUCCAGGUUACAAUAGUUUUGUAAUGAUUUGUUCUUUUACAAUUUUUGCCCAUUGCUUACACAUUAAAAAUGAAUGCUUAGACCAAA
Messenger RNA from Alosa alosa (allis shad), 4385 nucleotides. It is a transcript of the gene ercc5, whose product is annotated as excision repair cross-complementation group 5. The record is from RefSeq and is a predicted model, not a curated record. Lineage: Eukaryota; Metazoa; Chordata; Actinopteri; Clupeiformes; Clupeidae. The transcript is spliced from 16 exons. Gene Ontology annotation, cellular component: nucleus. The coding region runs from base 385 to 4023 and encodes 1212 amino acids. Gene Ontology annotation, biological process: nucleotide-excision repair. Gene Ontology annotation, molecular function: DNA endonuclease activity; single-stranded DNA binding.